Molecule: messenger RNA, 2349 nt
Organism: Magallana angulata
Lineage: Eukaryota; Metazoa; Mollusca; Bivalvia; Ostreida; Ostreidae
Product: ethanolamine kinase 1-like
Exons: 8
Coding region: 91-1143 (350 amino acids)
Biological process (GO): phosphatidylethanolamine biosynthetic process
Cellular component (GO): cytoplasm
Molecular function (GO): ethanolamine kinase activity
Source: RefSeq, a predicted model, not a curated record
AGUCUGUACAAUAUGUAUGUCAAAGGUCAGCCACCAAGUUGAACAUAAGACGAUAAGUUGAAGUUGGUUAGUCGUGUAAUAUUAUACACAAUGUCGUCUAUUCCACAUCUUAAAUAUCAUAUUGAUGAUAAAAAUCUUUUCGAAACAGCAAAAGAUAUUAUUUUACAUGCAAAGCCUAACUGGGAACGCAGUGACAUUAAAUUCAAGGUCUUUGAUGAAGGAAUAACCAAUAAACUUGUAGGAGGUUAUCGAGGAGCCAGUUUUGCACAGGCCAAAGAUGUAGUUCUUAUUCGGGUGUAUGGUGAAAAAACUGAUUUGAUUAUUGACAGAAAUGCAGAAAAGCAGAAUAUGUCAGAGUUGGCUGAGGCAGGGAUGUGUCCCCCUGUCUACGCUACCUUUGAUAAUGGGCUUGUGUAUGGAUUCGCCCCAGGAGUGACCCUGGAUGAGAAAACAGUCAGAGAUGAGACUAUUCGGAAACUUAUUGCAAAAGAGAUGGCGAGACUUCAUACAGUAAACCUGAGACACAUUCCCUGCAGAAAAAGUGCCUUGUUUGACAAACUACGAGAGUGGUUGAAGAUUAUGCCAGACAGUUUCUCGAAUCCCAAGAUGAAUGAAACAUUUAAGGAAAAGAUCUUGAAGAAGGAGGAUUUGGAGAAAGAACUCUCGGAACUUGAAAAAUGUAUAGAAAGCCUAGGCUACCCAGCUGUUUUCUCUCACAACGAUCUACUACUCAAAAAUAUCAUUUAUAAUAAAGAGGAGGGGAAAGUCACUUUCAUUGACCAAGAAUACGGCAUGUACAAUUAUCAACCAUUUGAUAUUGGGAACCAUUUCUGUGAAUAUGCAGGUAUAGGGGAUGUGACAGACUACUCGCUGUAUCCUGACCAAGACUAUCAGCUGCCAUGGAUACGGGAGUACUUGCAGGAGUGGUCCAGACUGACUGGGGGUGCAGAAGUGAUGGACGCCGAUGUGUGGAAGAUGUACUGUGGAGUGAACAAGUGUGCACUGGCAGCUCAUUUUUUCUGGGCAAUUUGGGGACUCAUCCAGGCCAAGUACUCUGCAAUAGACUUUGACUAUCUAGGAUAUGCAAUCAUUAGGUUUGAGGAGUAUUUUGCUAGAAAGAAUGAAUUCCUCUCCCUCCAAUGAAAUUGCCUCUUGAUGCUUUAGCAGCUGAUCUCAUAUAUCGCUACCUAAAUUAAAUCUAUAUGGAUGCUUCAUGCCGCCAAGACAAACUAUAUAUAUCAUCCACCUUUUUGGGUGGAAUUUUUUACAUAGGAACUUCAUUAUGAUUUCAUUAAUAUAUUUUGUGGGUAUUUUUUUUUUUUGAUUCUGUUUUUAUGCAAAAAAAAAACAUAUUGUAGAAUUGAUAAAAUUUGUAUUCAAAUAUAUCAGUAUUAAUUGUAUGAAAUAUUGUACAAUGUAUUAUCAUAAAUUUUUAUCAGAAUUGCAUUUAAUGCAUGUAAAUUGGUAGAAGGGUGCAAGUAUCAGUAUAUAAUCUUCAUUGGGAUUUUAUGAACUAUUAAGGAUAGUGAAAUCUUGUGAGAUGAUAUGUUUUAUUUCAUUAUUGGUAAUUGAGAAAUUCUUGUCAUACAGUACAUGACUUUAAUGCAAAUGUUAGAUUUUAUUUUGUUUUUUAUUCACAAAGUUUUUUACAUUUUUUUGUAAUUAUCUUCAGCUUUUUGUUGACACGCAAAUGAAUUGACCACCUAUAAAUUUAAUAUCAUGAACAAUGAUAAUAUCAGUGAAAUAAGAUACUGUAUAAAUAAAAGCACCACCAUACAAUUAUUAUUUAAAUUUUUUACACCAGAAAUUUAUUAAUUUGAGCCAAUUUCCUUAUGCAAAAUGAAAUGAAAAUAGGUUUCACAUUUCAUUCCUGGGGUAAUUAAUGGACCUUGAUACAUUUUAUGAUAUAGUGUUGAUGUUUGUACAUUGUCAGAUAUUUGCUGAAAUCAAUUGAUAGCAUGUUGUUAACUGCACAAAAGGAUGAUAUCAAGGGUUUUGAACUUGUGAUACUAGUAUGUGAUUUUAAAAAAACUACUCAUUACUUGAUAUUUAUUCAUAAAAGAACUGUUUUCAUUUUGAAUGUUGAGAGUUUAUUGGAGACGACACAUGUUAAUCAGCAUGUAAACUUAAUAUUAAAGUAUCCAUUACAUUGUGUUACGUGAAUCAAACCUGAGGUUUGGCUGUGAUCAUGUUUCUGCCUCCACGCAAAAUUUCUUAACAUUGUACCAGUGGUGUGUUUUAUUAUUUGAUUUCAAAAUAAUUUUAUACUUUAUUGAAGAGUAGUGUUAUAAUCAUAGUUACAUAUACAAAAUGUAUACCCGGUACUAAUAAACUUUACUACAAUCAUCA